UUCUCCACCCACUCUGCUAGAUAAAGAGAAUCGUGAGCUCAGAACAGAUGCGUAUCUCACUAUCGAAGGGACUCAUGUUGUACAGGCACUACAGCACGUCAUGGCUACAAAAAAAUUGGCUAAUGAACUGGGGCUGGUUAGACAACGCAGGCGACCUUCAAAUGAAAACAAUGAAAAACAGAUUCUCUGUGGGCAGCUCUUUUCUUACCUGGUUGUCAUAGACUUUGAAUCUACUUGUUGGGCAGACAAGAACAAUUAUGGACAAGAAAUAAUUGAAUUUCCUGCUGUGGUACUCAACACCAGGAAUGGGAAGAUUGAAUCAGAAUUUCAUACCUAUGUGCAGCCUCAAGAGCAUCCUAUACUCUCCAAGUUUUGUACAGAACUCACCGGAAUCCGACAAGAACAGGUUGAAGCAGGAGUACCUCUCCACGUUUGUUUGUCUCUAUUCACCCGCUGGAUUAAGACGUUGCAAGAAGAAAAGAACAUUGUGUUUGUUCAGGAAAAAGCCUGUUCCUACACUGGCCGUCCUUGUGCCUUCGUCACCUGGUCAGACUGGGAUUUUGGAGUUUGUCUGCAGUAUGAGUGCAAAAGAAAACAAAUCUGCAAACCUGACAUAUUAAACAGCUGGAUUGAUCUCAGAGCAACCUAUAAGCUUUUUUAUAAUCGAAAGCCAAAAGGACUUAAUGGGGCCCUGCAGGAUCUUGGAAUUACAUUUUCUGGGCGGGAGCAUUCAGGUUUGGACGACGCCCGCAAUACUGCACAUUUGGCUUGGCGAAUGAUAACUGAUGGCUGCCUCAUGAAAGUGACCAGCAGUCUGGAUAGGGCACCAGUGCGGACAAAGCCCCUACUCCAGAUGAAGCCGAACACUGGCAAUGUGGGUCAACGUAGCGUGACCGAAGAGGGAAUUAAACAUUUUUUGAAGCAACCAAAACCUGGACUUUGUGAACAGGAAGCGGAGUCAUCCAAGAACAAGCAUAAUCCUGAAGUUUCUUCCAACCGUGAGAUUUGUCAAUAUCAAAGCUGGGUGCUGCCAAAAGAUUUCUCUCAUAGUUUAAGCACUCCAUUUGUUAAAGGGAAACCCUCGGUACCAACACCAGCAAGUCACUUUGGUUCAAAAGGAUCACCGCUGUCUGGAACUGCUGCUUCAUUACCUAAAAGUAACCUGGUACUAGUUGCCACCACUAUUGGCUGCAAUACAAAUGUACACGAGGCAGAUGCAAACUUAAACACUGACCCUGCAACUUUGUCAUGCGAAUGGUCAGAAACACCUUUUAUAGAAGCGGAGGAUUCGCGGUCAUAUGAUGAUGUGAUUCUGGAGGACAGUGAUUCAUCUGCAGAUCACUUGAUGGACACUUUUACAUCACAUCAGGCAAAGGGUGUGGAACACAAUACUGAAUGUUCUCUAGUAAAUGCUAGUAGCAGCCAUUCAAAACCGAUUCUUUUCAAAAAUUCAAACACAACAGUGUAUUCGCUUGAGAAGUGCAGACUUUAUUCCUCUAGCAGUGGUGUAUUUAAGACUCCGCUUUUGUCAAAUGGCAAGCUUAAGGGUAAACGCAUACCGCUCUCACAUAUGCCCUGCAGUGCAAAACCCAAGGUUAACUGUGGUCCAGAAAAGCCAGAAAAAUACUCUGGACCUAACAUGAGCACACCCACCAGGUCAUUUACGGUCUACAAAGAUGAGGAUGAUUCCUGCUUUUCCAUCGAGUCUAGGCUAUCUUCAGGUAGACUGAGCUCAGUUCCAUCCUUGCCCAGCUCUUUAUCAGUGAACAGGAUGUCUCUUCCUUCAAGGGGCACUAUGAAAAUGACAUCUCCAUUGUGCACCUGCGGCCGCAGAGCUAAGAGGCUGACGGUAGGAAAUGGAGGACCCAAUCAUGGCAGAGUUUUCUUCAGCUGUCCCAUUGGGAAAAUGGGCUCAGGCAUCAAAAAGAGCUGUGGAUUCUUCAAAUGGGAGUCUAGCCUUUUAAAAGCUGCAUCAAGCACACUGGCUUCCCACUCCUUGUGUUCUGUGCCUGGUACUAGCUUGACAUCAUCUGGGAAGAGCUUCAUUAACAAUAGUUUCUCUUCACAUACAAAUUUUGCCAGGAGACCCUCUUUGAGAAAUUAGUGUUGCAAUAUAUUAAGGUAAUGAUGACUUUUCCAUAUCAACAACAAUGUAUAAAAUGUAAACUUUUUUAAAUGUGUAAAACAUGAAGAUCUUUCUGAGUGUAUGCUGCAAGUCCUUGCAUUAUGUUUAUUCGUAUUUAUUCAGUUUCAGUGUUACAAUACCUUUGAGUGUAAGAAUUAUAAAUGCAUAUUUUAUAAUAAAAAUAGAAUUGAAAUUUUA
Messenger RNA from Conger conger (European conger), 2323 nucleotides. RefSeq names its product ERI1 exoribonuclease family member 2 (gene eri2). Gene Ontology annotation, biological process: exonucleolytic trimming to generate mature 3'-end of 5.8S rRNA from tricistronic rRNA transcript (SSU-rRNA, 5.8S rRNA, LSU-rRNA). The record is from RefSeq and is a predicted model, not a curated record. Lineage: Eukaryota; Metazoa; Chordata; Actinopteri; Anguilliformes; Congridae. Gene Ontology annotation, molecular function: nucleic acid binding; 3'-5'-RNA exonuclease activity; zinc ion binding. The transcript has 9 exons. The coding region runs from base 101 to 2104 and encodes 667 amino acids.